Adelges cooleyi (spruce gall adelgid) is the source of this 4055-nucleotide messenger RNA. RefSeq names its product ubiquitin conjugation factor E4 A (gene Ube4A). The transcript is spliced from 14 exons. Gene Ontology annotation, cellular component: ubiquitin ligase complex; cytoplasm; nucleus. The record is from RefSeq and is a predicted model, not a curated record. Gene Ontology annotation, biological process: protein polyubiquitination. Lineage: Eukaryota; Metazoa; Arthropoda; Insecta; Hemiptera; Adelgidae. Bases 181 to 3291 code for a protein of 1036 amino acids. Gene Ontology annotation, molecular function: ubiquitin-ubiquitin ligase activity.
UCAAUUGUCAAAUCACGGUCUAAUACGUCAGAUGUUAAUUUACUAAAAUAAUAAUAUUUAUUCAAAUUACUGGAUGUGUAAUUUUUAAGGAGUUUAAUCAGUUUACUACUCUUAAUGUUUUAUUAAGACGCUAUUAAAUAAUGUUUUUUUUGCUCAUAUGUCUUGAAUAAUAGUGCUAAAAUGUCUGGAGGAAACGAAUUUUCUAUUUUUCAAAAAAAUAAUACUGACCAAAUACUUUCGACUUCAGAUGAAAAUAUAUCCAAUUCCAAAAUGAAUGAUGUCGAAAAUAGUGUUGAUGAAGCACUUGAUAAACUUGUUGAGAACAUUUUUCAUUUUGCUUUAAAACCCAAUUUUGAUAAGGAGUACGAUACUUCAAUUAUUUACUUACCAGAUUUAACCGAAAUAUUAAAAAAUAAUGUUGCAAAUGAAUCAAAAUUGGUCAUGCUUGAACAGGCUAUUUUUGAAAGAAUAUUAUUACCUGAUCCAGAGUCAUUUUUAUUAAAGAAAAAGCGCGAUGUUUCUGUGAAUGUACACACUGUUCAAAAGGAGUGUAUAAUUUAUUUAUUUAAAUGCUUUUUGGAAUUACAAUUUGCCAAGCAAGAAAAUCGGUAUCCAUCUAUUGAAAAAAGUAUUUAUACAAAAAUUAGCGGUUUUAUUUCUAAUAAUGUAUCUACAGCUCUUAAACAACCAGAUCUUCAUGGUUUGCAAGAUAUACAUUCACAGAUUUUAGGGAUUUUUCAUAAUAACAUGGCAUCAUUUGAAGACUAUACAAACUUCUUUACUUCUGUGAAUCAUUGUAUUAUAUUGGAUGAAGAUGAUAAAGAAGCGCAGUUAAAAUCAGCAUACCAACCAGUUUUGGAUAAAAUUAAGGAAAACAUAAAAAAAUCUACUAUUAUAUUUCUACCAAAUUGUGAAUUGGCAGUUUUACAAGUAUUUUCUUCUUUAACACUAUUAGCUCAAGUAUUGAUUGACCACUGUUAUGUGCCUAAUGAAGCUAGUGGUUAUCAUUAUACAGACACAAUUCUUGGCUCUCUUUUUUCUUUAUCUGUUUUACCAAAGUCAGCAGGAGUACAAUUUGAAUUUUUUCAAAAACCUAUGGAAGAGUUAUCUGGUCCAUUAGAGGGAAAUAUAUGGAAUGGUAUGGAGACACUGCAUCAACAAAUACAUAAAAUAUGUUUAAAUCUGUUGAAAGCUGGCCCUCAAGUUAAACAUAAAACAUUGUCAUGGUUUGGAAAUUGUUUGGAAAAAAACUCGGGUCGCUGUAAAUUGUGGAAUGUUGAAACGUCAAUGUUAGAAUUUAUCUCUGAUGGUUUUGCUAUAAAUUUGAGUGCUGUUCUUCUAAGACUUUGUCAGCCUUUUAUAUCCAACAAAAACAACACAAAGUUGUUAAAAAUUGACCCAACUUACUGUGCAGCCAAAGUCCAAAAUUACGAUGAAAGUCAAGAACGUGGAAUACAUUUUUUUAAACUUAAUGAAAGCACUAUGUUAUUACCUACAGACUCUGAAGACUCAAACCAAAUUGAAAAAAGACCCGUGGCUAAAGGACAAUUUAAUUUUAUAACUGAAUGUUUUUUUAUGACACAUAAAUCAUUAGAAAUAGGGUUUGCUCAAAUACAAGAAAAAAUGACUAAUAUUAAUCAAGAACUUGCAAGAAUGCAACAAACAUUCGUAGAUGCUCAACAGUCUGGAUCUGCAACCUCAGAAGUAAUGAAGCUUAUCAAUGAUCGAAUGGAAACUGAAAUGACUAAAUAUUUAUCUAUGAAAGCUGCUCUUCUAGAACCAUCAACUUUACAUCUUCUAAGUCAAUUUCAGAAAGCAACAUGUGUAUGGCUUGUUCAAGUUGUUUGCGACGUAGAUAAAGAUUUUCAAUCAAAUAAUUUGCAAUCUUAUUGUCCAGAAAAAUUCAGAACUAUUGAGUUUCCGUUAACUAACAUUGUUCCUCCUACUUUGAAAUGCAUUCCCGAGUUUGUAAUGGAAAAUAUUUGGCGCUACUUAAUGUUGGUACGUCGUUUUCAUUCACGCUCAUUGGAGGAACCUGGUUUUGAACUAGUCAGUGAACUUUUAAAUGCUAUACUAGUGUUUAUGAUAUCUAAUACUAGGGUUAGAAAUCCACAUUUAAGAGCCCGCUUAGCUGAAUGUUUAGACUGUUUACUACCUCAUUCAGAUGAAGAUACUGCUGUUACAAACUCAAUAGGAUCAUUUUACAGACAAAACUUAUUUUUAAAUCAUCCUCAUCGUAAACAAAUUGUCUAUGCAUUAUUGGAUGUAUUUGUUGGUAUUGAAAUGACUGGACAAAGUGUGGAAUUUGAACAGAAAUUUAACUAUCGUCGACCAAUGUACAUUGUUAUGGAUUAUUUAUGGAAAUUAAAAGAACAUAGAGAAGUUUUUAAGUCGCUAGCUCGUGAUGCAGAAAAUAACAUGGAAGCUACAAACCCUCCAUUAUUUUUGAGAUUCAUUAAUUUGUUAUUGAAUGAUGCUGUAUUUUUAUUAGAUGAGGCUCUGACCAAUAUGGCUCUUUUGAAACAAAUGCAAACUGCACUUGAUUCAGGUGAAUGGAAUCAAUUGUCACAAAGAGAAAGACACCAAAAUAUGGCCCAUUUUCAACAUAUUGGAAUGAUUGCUAGGUUUGAUAAUAUACUUGGGAAUGAGACCAUAAAUGCAUUAAAAUACUUAACUUCAGAAAUUAAGUCAAUAUUUUGUCACCCAACAAUGGUUGAUAGAGUAGCAGCUAUGUUGAACUAUUUUUUGUGUCAUUUAGUUGGUCCUAAGAAAAAAAACUUUAAAGUGAAAGACAUGAAAGAGUACAAAUUUGAACCAGCAGAAAUAGUUUUGAAUAUUUGUACAAUGUAUAUAAACUUAGGAGAAAGUGAAUAUGGUGAAGAAUUUUGUUUAGCUAUUUCUAAAGAUGGCCGAUCAUAUAACCUUAAUCUAUUCAAACAAGCCGAGGAUGUUUUAGCAAGAAUUGGAGGAACAUCUCUUAUUUCUGGAAUGGCCAACAUUGCAACUAAAGUUUCAAAGCAUGCUAUUCAACAAAGCAAUGACGAUGAGUUAUUAUUGUCUGAAGUUCCUGACAACUUUUUAGACCCAAUAAUGUCAACGCUUAUGACAGACCCCGUCAUUUUACCAUCCAGUAAAGUGAAUGUAGACAGAUCAACGAUUUUAAGACACUUUUUAAAUGAACAAACUGAUCCCUUUACUCGGUCUCCACUAACUAUGAAUAUGGUUCAGUCAAAUGUUGAAUUAAAAAAUCAAAUUGAUGAUUGGAUAAAAGCUAAAAGAGCUCAAGAAUAAAAAUAAGCUUGUCAUCAAUAAAAAAAAUGUAAAAAAAUAAUGUAUUUCUACAAGUUUAUAUUUGUUUUAUUUAUAUGCUUAAGUAUAUAUAUAUAUAUAUUUGUUAUUACUAUUACUUUCUUAUUAGUUAUUAUUCAAUGGAUGUGGAAAAGAUUGUUUAAUUUUGAUUUACAAAUUAUUACCAAUUAUGAGAAAAUGAACUGCAUUGUAAAUGUAUUGCAUUUUUGGUGUUUAUAGUAAUAAUAAAAUAUUUAAAAAAAAAACCUUUAUCACAUAAAUAUAUACGCAUAUUUUGGUAGCAAUUCAAUAUAACCCCCAACGCUCACAAAAGACUGAAAACAUAUUCCAAGUCAGUUGUGAGCGCUGAUAAUGAGAUAGUAUUGCUACUAAAAUACGCUAGUGCAUUAUUUAUUGAGGUUAAGGGUUUUAUCUUAUUAUUUCAUUAUUUUUAUAUGUAGCCACAAGUGUUGCUUGACUCUUCAGUGCCCACUGUAGCAAAAAUGCUACAUAUUAAUUACAUCAUUUUAUUUUGUAAGUAAAAUACAAUUAAUUUAAGUUGCGUCCUGUAGUUAUUAAUGACAUUUUUACAUAAAGGAUGUAAUUAGGUCAUAUUUAUAGAUAUAGAUACUUUUAUCCCAAAAUCUUAGUAACUUAAUCUAUAUAAAACAUUUACAAAAUUGGGCAUUGAAAGGUUAAGUUUUUUUUAGGUUAUAGUGUGUGUGCUAAUGUGUUUUUAAUAUUUAUUUAUAUGUUUAGUUAUAAUU